CCAUCAUUGUUAACGAUGCUGUUGAGUUGAGUGGAUCGGCGGGGAAGUGAAUCAUGAGUCAUGAGUUGGGAAAUGCGGCGGCAGAUGGUGAUCCCAUCGCCCAACGGAAGCAGGCAGAUUUCGACGCGGCCAUCGGCGGCGAUCCUCCGGUUGAACUCAGCUGCCAACGCCUUCCCUUCUUUCUUCUCAUCGGGAACGUCACCGUCGUGCUUUGCCACCGU
Linum tenue is the source of this 221-nucleotide messenger RNA. The record is from the annotation of a GenBank genome assembly. NCBI's taxonomy places the organism in Eukaryota, Viridiplantae, Streptophyta, Magnoliopsida, Malpighiales, Linaceae.